Molecule: messenger RNA, 255 nt
Organism: Saprolegnia parasitica CBS 223.65
Lineage: Eukaryota; Oomycota; Saprolegniomycetes; Saprolegniales; Saprolegniaceae
Exons: 3
Coding region: 1-255 (84 amino acids)
Source: RefSeq, a predicted model, not a curated record
AUGUUGCGGAAGGUUACGUUCGAGCUCGGCCGAUGCGUCCGCGAGACGGGCCAGGCCAUGGACCGCCUUGGCCUGCGCGUGCUUGGCAGCAACGAGGCCCGCGAGAAGUUCUCGCGCCACCGCCAGAUCAUGAACCUCUACGACAAGGUCCCGUCGGUGGCCUACGACUCGUGGGUCGCGCCCAACGCGUCGGUCAUUGGCGACGAGACGGCCGGCGCCGUCCGGUCGUCGGUGGCCUUGUACGCCACGGCGUAG